AUGAAUCACCUCCAGGAGAAGUCAUUCGACAGCUGGAAUGAAUCCGACGACCUCGACGUGUUCGAGGCGACGCGGUACUUCUCCGGUGCAAUCGAUGGCACGGGCCUGCAGGUAGGUGGAUUUGGCUCCCAUGGAGCUGUGACGGUCGAAGAUAGGGUGCCAAGCAGCGCGCGGAAGGGAAACUUAGAUGAGAGACUAAUAAGCAGCAGUUCCUCGCUGAUGAAAGACAAGAAGUGCAAGCAGCCCAGCUCUCCCGGUGCUAGGUUAGUCGGCCUACUCAACUCUUUCCUCCAUCAAGCGGCUUCCGGGAGGAAGCUCAAGUGUUUGAACCCCACCUCGACGACCAGAGAGCCACCGGAGGAGGGGGAUGCGAAGGAGGAGAAUAGCCUUGCGGGGAGAGAGAGAAGAAGAAGCAUCAGCCGUUCCCAAAGCACCAACAGCACUGGUUCCAAAUCCAGCAAGUUCUGUGGCAGCAGCAGCUUUACGAAUCCAGACUUGUAUCCAUACAAUUACCGUACUACUCCAUCGAUCAGUUACAAGUGCAACCGGGGCCAAAAAUCUGUCACCUUCUGCCCACGAAUUGAGGCAUGGAGAAGCACAAGCAUCACCGAGCUGCUGCACAACAGUGGAGUACAAAAGGAAAAGGAUUACGGACUCCACGGAAUUAGAACCGAGGAGAGCGAUGCGCAUGACAGGGAGAACAAAAAAUGGGUACUGAAUGACCCCGGCGAUCAGUAUCCGGGAAGAGAUUGGUUCGGGGAUUAUGAUCUUCCAUUGCCAGGGGUAAGAAAGAACUCGAUCAGAGGGGAAGAAGAAGAGGAGGAGGAGGUGUCUGACUCCAGCUCCGAUCUGUUCGAGCUGAAGAUCUGUGAUCAUGCUGUCCUCUCGGACGGCUUGCCCGUCUUCGCAACUACAGACAUCGAAGUCAUCAACAGAGCAAGUACUGCAUCUUAG
This is a messenger RNA of Musa acuminata AAA Group (dessert banana), 954 nucleotides long. Its product is annotated as protein BIG GRAIN 1-like E. Gene Ontology annotation, biological process: auxin-activated signaling pathway. Bases 1 to 954 code for a protein of 317 amino acids. The record is from RefSeq and is a predicted model, not a curated record. NCBI's taxonomy places the organism in Eukaryota, Viridiplantae, Streptophyta, Magnoliopsida, Zingiberales, Musaceae. The transcript has a single exon.